GGUCGGUUUCACUUCUCUCGUUCGUUUCUUUCCCUUGAAACAGCAGCUGUCUCAGUAGUAGACAAGGCGAACAGUUGUCCUCGGUGGGGACUGAGGAUAUUAAUUGAGCUAGUCGUGAAAACGGAGAAAGGAAAGCCGCCGCGGCAUCGUGGUGAGUCCGGGUCUCAUCGACUUCAGCCGGUGCUUUGAGCGUCACUGCGGCGCCUCUGCGCCACUCAAUCCUGCCUUUAAUUUGGUUCCACAGACGAGUUGUGAACAUCUCUGUCAUGGACUCGCAGACUGCAGACCCAAAGAUCACCGUGAUUAAGGUGAGUAAUGGACCCUUGACAGGCUCUAGGAAGCGGCCGUCAGAGGGAAAUUACGAGAAGGAGAAGGACGUGUGCAUCCAGCUCUUUGAUCAGUGGUCUGAGGCAGACCAGGUGGAGUUUGUGGAACACCUGAUCUCACGAAUGUGCCAUUACCAACACGGCCACAUAAACUCCUACCUCAAACCCAUGCUCCAAAGGGACUUCAUAACGGCACUUCCAGCUCAGGGUCUGGAUCAUAUAGCAGAGAACAUCUUGUCCUUCCUGGAUGCGCGCUCGCUCUGUUCGGCUGAGCUGGUGUGUAAAGAAUGGCAGCGUGUAAUAUCCGAAGGCAUGUUGUGGAAGAAGCUGAUCGAGAGGAUGGUUCGGACAGACCCACUGUGGAAGGGCCUUUCAGAGAGACACCAGUGGGAAAAAUACCUGUUCAAGAAUCGCACAACAGAAGUUCCUCCAAACUCCUACUACCGCUCUCUUUAUCCAAAAAUCAUUCAGGACAUUGAGACCAUCGAGGCGAACUGGAGGUGCGGCCGACAUAACCUGCAGAGGAUCCAGUGUAGGUCGGAGAACAGCAAAGGUGUUUACUGCCUCCAGUAUGAUGACGAAAAGAUCAUCAGCGGUCUACGCGAUAACUCCAUCAAGAUAUGGGAUAAACAGACUCUGGAGUGUUUGAAGAUCCUGACGGGGCACACAGGCUCUGUGCUGUGUCUGCAGUACGAUGAGAGAGUCAUUGUUACCGGCUCCUCUGAUUCCACUGUCAGAGUGUGGGAUGUGACCUCGGGGGAGGUUCUGAACACUCUGAUCCAUCACAACGAGGCCGUGCUCCACCUGCGAUUCUGUAACGGGCUGAUGGUCACCUGCUCGAAGGAUCGCUCCAUCGCCGUGUGGGACAUGGCCUCUCCUACUGACAUCAGUCUCCGCCGGGUCCUCGUCGGUCACAGGGCUGCUGUCAAUGUUGUCGACUUUGACGACAAGUACAUUGUCUCUGCCUCUGGGGAUCGGACCAUAAAGGUGUGGAGUACGAGCACCUGUGAGUUUGUUCGGACACUAAACGGCCAUAAGCGAGGAAUUGCCUGCCUGCAGUACAGAGACAGACUUGUGGUCAGCGGCUCCUCAGACAACACCAUCAGGCUGUGGGAUAUUGAGUGUGGAGCUUGCUUACGGGUUUUGGAAGGGCACGAGGAACUUGUUCGCUGUAUUCGCUUUGAUAACAAGCGGAUCGUGAGUGGAGCAUAUGAUGGUAAAAUUAAAGUAUGGGACCUACAAGCUGCUCUUGAUCCACGAGCCCCAGCCAGCACUCUGUGUCUACGUACACUAGUGGAACAUUCUGGCCGAGUGUUCCGGCUCCAAUUCGAUGAGUUCCAGAUCAUCAGCAGUUCUCACGAUGACACUAUCCUUAUCUGGGACUUCCUUAAUGUGUUGACCAAUGGGCAGACGGAAGGACGAUCGCCGUCCCGCACGUAUACCUACAUAUCCAGAUAGCAGGGAAGUCUUGGUGGCGUGCGGAGUGUGUGCGAGUGUGUGUGGGGACUGUUCGUGUGACCCAGUCUCUGUGGAAGUGUGCCGGGAUCAAAGGUCGAGGAACGCCACCACCACCCCCCUUAACUUCACCCUCCUCUCUCCAUCUGUCCGUUUUAUUUCUCCCCCUCUUCUGUCGUUUUGAGGGCCGCCCCACAACACAAACUGCAUCAGUUCUCUUUCUCCAUCUCUGCGGAGGAGGAGGCGGAGAAAAGAUGGAGAGAGCGAUGCCAUUAAGCCUAGAACGUAAGGGUGGGUGUUGAAGCCCCCCCCCCUGCCACCGAAUACAGAGUGACGGCUGCCCCGGCUCCGCCCCUGGGCUCAUGAACUCUGUAUCAAUCUUUUGUUUGUUUAUUUUUUAUUGAUUCAAAAAGAAAAAUGAAAACUAAAGGGAGAAGGCAAGGUUUGAGUGCCUUCCUUCCCUCAGGACUGUUCUGCAUGAAUGAGUGAGCGAUGGGAUGUGUAAUGUGUGCUGGUCAACCCCUCGGUUUCUGUCUUUUUUUUUUUUUUUUUUUAUGCUUUUUUUUUUUUUUUUUUUUUUUAGGCUGGGAGAUUGACUUUAUAUUUUCUUUUCUUGUGAAAUCGUAUGAAUAAUUGUAGUUUUUUGAGUCCUCUCCUGAUAUGUCCCUCCAUUUCUCAUUUUUAGCGCUGUCCGUCUUGUUCCCCUUUUCACUGUCUGCUCGUCUAGGUUCUGAAUGACCCGUAACUGAUCUGAAUUUAGUUGUAAACAGAAUUGUCUCGUCUUAAAUGGUGUUGUAUAUUGAAAAGAUUUUUUUAAUGAAAAAAAAAAGCGUUAUUAAUAAGAAUAAAGUACUUGACUGUGAA
Molecule: messenger RNA, 2645 nt
Organism: Carassius carassius (crucian carp)
Lineage: Eukaryota; Metazoa; Chordata; Actinopteri; Cypriniformes; Cyprinidae
Product: F-box and WD repeat domain-containing 11-B-like
Exons: 13
Coding region: 267-1784 (505 amino acids)
Molecular function (GO): protein dimerization activity
Source: RefSeq, a predicted model, not a curated record